Messenger RNA from Panicum virgatum (switchgrass), 2100 nucleotides. Its product is annotated as AAA-ATPase At3g50940-like. The coding region runs from base 208 to 1767 and encodes 519 amino acids. The transcript is spliced from 2 exons. Gene Ontology annotation, molecular function: ATP binding; ATP hydrolysis activity. NCBI's taxonomy places the organism in Eukaryota, Viridiplantae, Streptophyta, Magnoliopsida, Poales, Poaceae. The record is from RefSeq and is a predicted model, not a curated record.
AACGCUGGUAAGGCAAACAUGACCCAACUAACUCCACGAACAACACAGCGACAAGGGGACAGGACAGCGAGUGAUCCCGUACCGACUCCGCACACGUUGACGAAUCGGGGGCUCUCCCUUCUUCCCUUUGUGCAACCAAUCCCAAUCUCCGUGCGGAUUUAAUCAGAGCACCGCGGAGAUCGGGAUCAGCCAAAGCUACCGCGCGCAAUGGCGUCACCGGCGAACGGAGCGCUGGAGCGGUACAAAAACGCCAUCACGGCGGCCACGUCCGUGGUGGGCGCGGCCAUGCUGCUGCGCCGCCUCGUCGCCGACCUCCUCCCGGCCGGCGCGCCGCCCCUGGUCGGCGCGCUGCUUCUCCUGCCGCCGCCCUCCGCCCGGCGCCACGCCGUGGUCAUCGAGGAGUUCGACGGCGCCUUCUACAACCGCGUCUUCCUCGCGGCCAGGGCGUACGUCUCCACGCUCCUCGCCGCGGCGCCGACCGGCGCGCCGUCCGUGGUCAAGGCCAGCCUGCCGCGCGGCGCCGGCGCGGAGCAGAUCACGCUUGCCAUGCGCCCCGGCACGGCCGUCGUCGACGUGUUCCGCGGGGCGGAGCUGACGUGGCGCCUCAGAGGCGGCGGCGGUCGGCGUCGGGCGGACGGCAGCGCCGGGGAGGCGUUCAGGCUCAACUUCGACGCGCGGCACAAGGACGUGGCGCUCGGCGCGUACCUGCCGUUCGUCAUGGCCCGCGUCGAGGCCAUGGCGCGGGAGCAGAGGCAGGCCAAGCUGUACAGCAACGAGUGGGGCAAGUGGCGGCCCGUGAGGCUCCGUAACGCCUCCACGUUCGCGACGCUGGCCAUGGACGCCGCGCUGCGGCAGGACGUGGUGGACGACCUGGACAGGUUCCUGGGCCGGAAGGGGUACUACGAGCGCACGGGGCGGGCGUGGAAGAGAGGCUACCUCAUCCACGGCCCGCCCGGGACCGGCAAGUCCAGCCUCGUCGCCGCGAUCUCCAACCAACUCCACUUCGACGUCUAUGACCUCGACCUCGGCGCCGUCCGGUCCAACACCGAGCUCAGGAAGCUGCUGAUCCGGAUGAAGAACAGGUCCAUACUGCUGGUUGAGGACGUCGACUGCGCCUUGGCUGCGGCGCCGCGGAGGGAAGCUGACGGAGGCUCCGAUGGGAGCCGCCCAGCUUCCAAGCACCACAAGGUCACCCUGUCCGGGCUUCUCAACAUGGUGGACGGGCUCUGGUCGAGCAGCGGCCACGAGCGCAUCCUCAUCUUCACCACCAACCACAUGGACCGGCUCGACCCGGCGCUGCUCCGGCCGGGCCGGAUGGACAAGCACAUCCACAUGGGCUACUGCGGCUCCGGCGCCUUCAGGCAGCUCGCGGCCACGUACCACGGCGUCGACGACCACCCCCUGUUCCCGGAGAUCGAGGCGCUGCUGCGGGAGGUGGACGCGGCGCCCGCGGAGCUCGCGGAGAGGCUGCUGGCGACGGACGACGCCGGCGCCGCUCUCGAGUCGGCCGCGAGGCUGCUGAGGGACCGGAAGGCCGGGGUCGAGGAGGACGGCGGUGGGUACGUCAAGCAGAAGCUGCACGUGGGGCCGAGGCGCCCCCGCCCGCGCCCGGUGCCGGCGCCGGCGCCUGGGCGUGGCGCGAGUGCCGCGAGACGGGUGGUGUUGGACGAGGAGAUCCUGCUGGGUGUCUCGCGGCGGCAGGGGCGCGGGUCGGGGCGGCGCGGCCGCGGUGCUGGAGUGCGCGCACCAGGACGGGGACGACGGUAGACCCGCCGCUCGCGUACGUUCCAAGUCGAAGUAAAAACACUACUGUAUUAUGGCCAAGGUUUUAAAUUAAUGGCUAAGUCAUUUAACGGCAGGGUUGCCUAUAGCGGUUUUAGCGGACUAAAUGCCAUUACUCUUCCUAGCAGGUAUAGAUGUCUAUAGCGGUAGUUAUAGUCGACUAUUUAAAAUCUUAAUUAUGGCUGUGGUUAGAUAUAGACAUUGAGAUCUCAUAAUAUACAAGUUCAUCUGUUCCAAACUAUUAGUGUUUUCAAUCUAAAUGUAUAUUUUUUACUAUGCAUCUACAACAUUUGAAAUAGACCACUGAUGUUCUUCUUA